AUGAUCUUCCAUUACCUCAGGUCCAUGUCCCAGGACUCGGCGUACUUUCACCUGCAGCAGAAGAAGCAUCACCUAAAAACCAUCAUAUCUGUGCAACUUGCGGAAUGCCCUUCUCUCGUGUCCAUUUACUCAACAAACACCGAAAACGACAUGUCCGACCUCACAAAUGCGAAUUCUCCUUCUGUGAAUAUCAUACCAAAGGAUUCGCACUUCGAAAAGACCUCGACCGUCACAGGAUCGCCUGUCAUCGGCCACAGUUUCCGGUUCCCCCGAGGAGAUUCCUAUGUCCAACUCACGGCUGCCGUUAUGCCGUCGAAGGUUUCCUCAGGAAAGACAACUGUAAUCGACACAUCCGCAAUGCACACUCCUAGUCCCAACACCCUUAACUCCCGCCAAGGAGGACCCAACGAGAUAAUGACCCGAUUCUUCGACGACAAUGAGAGUAGAGAUUUCUCCGGAAGAGAUCUCGAUAAGCAGGUCAUAGCAGGAGUCAACUGA
Mollisia scopiformis is the source of this 498-nucleotide messenger RNA. RefSeq lists its product as uncharacterized. NCBI's taxonomy places the organism in Eukaryota, Fungi, Ascomycota, Leotiomycetes, Helotiales, Mollisiaceae. The transcript is spliced from 2 exons. The record is from RefSeq and is a predicted model, not a curated record. The coding region runs from base 1 to 498 and encodes 165 amino acids.